Molecule: messenger RNA, 3630 nt
Organism: Leptopilina boulardi
Lineage: Eukaryota; Metazoa; Arthropoda; Insecta; Hymenoptera; Figitidae
Exons: 8
Coding region: 1283-3133 (616 amino acids)
Biological process (GO): regulation of DNA-templated transcription
Cellular component (GO): nucleus
Molecular function (GO): ATP binding; DNA-binding transcription factor activity, RNA polymerase II-specific; RNA polymerase II cis-regulatory region sequence-specific DNA binding
Source: RefSeq, a predicted model, not a curated record
ACCCGCGACACCCCCGAAGACGCCACUAAGAUCAGCGGCCUUUUUCAAGAAUAGCCCCGGUAACAUGUGCUAACCUUCUACGAUUAAUACCUUCAAUUUUCUUUUUUCAUUUUUUUAUUUCCACCACAAAAAGAAAAACAGCCCUUUUUUCAAAAAAAAAGAAAAAGAAAAAAAAACAAUGUGGUACCCAUUCGGGUUAAUUAAAUUCAAGUGAAUAAGUGUAUUAGUGAAAAAUACUUAUGAAAAAAAAGAAGAAGAUGACAACGUGAAAGAUGACGAAAUCUAAAUCCAAAAUCCUGAUAGUUGAAAGUGCAACAGUGAAAAAAACAGUGUAUCAGUGAAUAAGAGGAAAAAGGUGGAGGUGGUGAAGGUGGCGGGAGAAAGGAGAGAUUUUUCUCCCCACCGCUUGGAAAAACUGCCCCCACCAAACGUGACAGCGUCGAAGUUGGUUUUUAGGUGAAGGGAGGUGAGGCGGCGGGAGGGGGUUGGGGGCAGGGGUCUCGGUGGCUGGGGGCGGCGGCCUCAAAAAUACACCGCAACCACACCGCGCGGCUCCACCGCAGAAGCCGCCACCUUCCACCGCCGAACCGAAACGAGACCGCGCGAGUUAAACACCCUUUUCGAGGUGUUCCAGGUGAUCUCUUCGCACAGAAGAACUAUAAUCAUCAACUUUUCCGUAUAACAACUUCAUCAAAAAAAAAAAUCAUAUCAAUUUUCUUUUUUCAAAAAUUUUAUCAAAAUUUUCCUCCAGUGAACAAAAUAAUUAAGUGAAAUUUUUCUUUUUUUUAAAUCAAGAAUCGUGAGUGAUUUUUUUUUUUUCAAAGAAAAGAGAUAGAAAAAAAAAACUAGUGUCGUUUCUUGGGGUAGGAAAAAAAUUCGGAGGGUUCUCUCGUUAUUCACUGACGACGACGACGACGAUUUCAAUAAAAGGAAUUUUCUCCGCGACUUGGCACGAGAUACGAGAAUUUGCAAACUUCGUAUUUGGAUCUCCGCGGGAUAAUGAAAUAAGGAUCAAAGAAUAUAGCCCCCCUUUUCACUUGAAUCGUAUCGCAGAGAGAAAACAAAUCUAAUUUCAAACGGAAAUCUAUUGGUUGUAUUUCUGUGGUUGUGUGUCCCCCCCCAAGAAUUUUUUUUUCCCCCUCUCUUUUUCUCAAAAAAAAAUUCCAAAUAUUUCUUCUAAAUAAUAAAUAAUUAAAUAAUAAUGAAGUAAAUUUCGAGAAAUUUUAAAGAUUAUGUGUGUGAUAGAAAAAAGAAAAAAAAAGUGUUUGAUGAUUUAGAACCGAUGACGAAUCCAUCGCGUGAUGCACGUCCCGAGGAUCAACCUCUGGGUCUAGACUAUACUGAUCCAAGAUCUAAUCAUCAUCAUCAUCAUCAUCAACAUCAACAUGUACAACAGAUGAAUAAUGUGAAUCAUCUGAGUGGUCCUAGAAUACGAAGAACGCGUGGUUCUUCGAGACGAAGAAUGCAUUUGGCUGGUGAAGUUCCUCCGCAGAGUUCAACUGGUGGUGGUAAUCAUAUAUCCGACUAUGUACUCACUGCUGAUCUUCUUGCUGAACGUACAUUGGAUGGAUUGCUUGCUGAACAUCCUGGGGAACUUGUCAGAACUGGUUGUCCCCAUCUUGUUUGCACUGUGUUGCCGUCGCAUUGGAGAUCAAACAAGACACUUCCGGUUGCAUUUAAGGUCGUCGCACUUGGUGAAGUUGGUGAUGGAACAUUGGUUACAGUGCGUGCUGGUAACGACGAGAACUGUUGUGCAGAAUUACGCAACUCAACUGCCCUUAUGAAGAACCAAGUUGCAAAGUUCAAUGACCUCAGGUUCGUCGGACGAAGUGGAAGAGGAAAGAGUUUUACGUUGACGAUAAUGCUGCAAACAACACCACCCCAAAUAGCAACACUGUCAAAGGCGAUAAAGGUGACAGUUGAUGGUCCUCGUGAACCGAGAUCCAAAACAAGGCAUCAGGCUUUUCAUCCCUUCCACUUUGGACCUCGACCAUUUCCCUUUGGGCAUCCACAAGAUCCAUUGGGAUUCAAGUUAACCGGUUUGCAACACCUGAGUCUGGAUCAAGGAGGAGGUGGACAAGGGUGGGGUGGUUUACCUAGAGGGGCACUUCCCCCACACUGUCUUCCACCACCGCCCGGUCAUCACUCGCAUACUCAUCCCACUUCAGGGGCAGCCUCGGCCUUCAACCCCUUCCAUCAUACCAUUGAACAAAGAUCUCCUAGGAUGCAAGGACCCGCUACCAACGAAUCUCCGAGAAAUGAUUUAGGACCAAUCACUGUUUCGGUACGAGAAGCAACACCCAGUGCUUCACCGGCAAAUCCUGGUCCAGGUCUCCUAACUACAGCAUCCGUUACGGCACCAACAUCGUCAGCAGAAUCCACAACAACUGCACCCAGUCCAUCUGGUCAUCAUUCACAUUUUCAAGGUCUUCAUCUAUUGGGUGCAACUAAUUCAUUGUUUGGAUCGAUAUUUGCCCCCCUACUACCACAAUCAUCUUGGCUCUAUAAUCCUCUUUAUCAUACACAACAAUAUAUUUUGGAACCCGAGUGGCAUGCAUUGGCUUUAAGAAUGGCUCAACAUCGUUUACAGAGGCCAGAUCAAGUUCGUCUUGAGGAAUUGAAAAAACUUCGUGCCAACAGCGAUAGUCCUGAGGAUAAUAAUUCCAAGGACGAAAGACGCGUUGACACUGAAAAUCGCGAUACCGAAAGUCCCGAUGGUAGUAUUGAAGUUGAUGAUCGUCACGAGCAGGAUAGAAAAAAUCGUAACAAAAGUGAUGAGUCAUUAAACGAACAAGAAUCACCGCGAAUAUCACCAAUACAAAAUAGUGAUCAUGACGAUACAAUUUCACCAGAAUUAAACGAAAGAGAAACAUCCAUUCGAUUGAGACCAAGUUUAGAGAAUCUCAACGAAUCGGAAAUUUAUGAUCAAGAACAAACUGUCUCUUGUGAUUUACCAGUGAAAAUAAGAGUCGAAGGCACUGUUGAUUUAAGCACAAAACGUGGACAGGAUAAAGAAAAUGUUGGACAGGAUCUCACGACAAAAAAAAAGGAUAAUGAAGAAUCCGAAAGAGAAUCCCUUCGAACAAGAAGGGACCGAAGUCCCAAACCAAGACAAGUUUGGAGACCCUAUUAAAAAAAAAAAAAAAUUGCCCUUGGUUUUCUCUAUAAACCAAAAAAAAAAACAGGACUAACCAGGGUUUCGAGUCAACUGCAAUGUAAAUACGUCCAAUGUUUAAGGAAUUGUAUCUAAAAACUCUCUAAUCCACAAAUUUUUUCCUCGUAAUUUAUUUCCAUUUUGUAUAAAAAAUAUUAAAAAAAAAAAAAGAAUUCACUAAUGACAAUUUUGACUCGAUGUAAAAUUCAAAAAGAAAAAAAAAUACUUAGCUGUCCUCUGUAAAUAAAUUUAGAUGUAUACGAUUUCCGUCAGGUGCACCAUGUGACAAAAAAAAAAUAUUAUUGUUUCUAGAGAAAGAUAUGAAUAAAAAAAAAAAAAAAACUAGUCGAGAAAUCUGUGCAAUUUUAGAAUUCUAUUGCCUUCUCGAUGCCUAUGUUCUUAGACAGAUUCGUUUAAGAAAAUUAAUCAUCAACUGUUUACGUAAACAAUCGAAUAAAUAUUCUUCGUUCCAAAAA